Molecule: messenger RNA, 147 nt
Organism: Trichomonas vaginalis G3
Lineage: Eukaryota; Parabasalia; Trichomonadida; Trichomonadidae
Exons: 1
Molecular function (GO): protein binding
Source: RefSeq, a predicted model, not a curated record
GGAAAAAAAACGGUUCUUCAUGUUGCAGCAUUGAAUAAUAGGAAAGAAGUAGCUAAACUUCUUAUUUUCAAUUGUCCAAACGUCAACGAAAAAAAUAAAUAUGGAAAGACGGCACUUCAUUAUGCAACAAGUAAUAAAAGUAAGUAA